Neopelma chrysocephalum (saffron-crested tyrant-manakin) is the source of this 2421-nucleotide messenger RNA. RefSeq names its product dentin matrix acidic phosphoprotein 1-like. NCBI's taxonomy places the organism in Eukaryota, Metazoa, Chordata, Aves, Passeriformes, Pipridae. The record is from RefSeq and is a predicted model, not a curated record. The coding region runs from base 195 to 1823 and encodes 542 amino acids. The transcript has 5 exons.
GCAGCACUGCCCGCUGGUGCCAUUGGCUGCCCCCUGCCCGGGGCUGACACUGGCCAGCGGUUAAAUGCCUGCAUGACCACGCUGGGGCACACAGCCCGGAGCAUCCCAGCACAGACAGCUGGCUCAUCCCAUCCCCAGCACCAGAGGAGACGUGGGCUUGCACUACACCUUAAGCCACAGGGACCACAGGUGACAUGAGGGUGGCUGCAUUCCUGGUGCUGCUCCUCUGGGCCAUGGCCAGCGCUCACCCCGUGCCUGGCCAUGAGUCCACCCGUCCCAGCGCCCACCAGGAGGACACAGCAAACGAAGAGCACGUCAACAAGCUGGGCAACCUCCUAGAUGGUGGAGAUGGCAGACAUCCUCCUGUUGGUGUGGAGAGGGGGGACAAUGCCCUUGCCGGGGACCUGAUGGGUGGGAACGCUGUGGAUGAAGAGCUCGGUGAGCACAGUGGCCAAGACAAGGGAGACCGAGUUGGGCAGGCUGAGCACAUGAAUCAGGUGGACCACGAGGAUGCAAGUGCCCACAAUGGGAAUGACCUUGGUUUCCUGGAGGGGGAUGCACGUGAUGCUGAUGAUGGUGACAACGGAGACCACUAUGGCACUGGAGCCAACGGGCUUCCCUCCCACGCUGGCGGGUUCCUGGAUGAGGAGGAUGACAGUGGGGAUGACACCUUCGAUGGGAAUGGGGAAGAGGAGAGGGGAGAAGGUCCUACUUACGUGGCUGGUGCCGAUGGGGUGGGUGAACCUGACCGUGAUGCUGGUCGUGGGGAUGCCGGGGCUGGCAGAGGGCACGGCGACAGCAGCAGCAGCAGCAGCAGUGAGAGCACUGGGGUAGAGCACCGGCGGUACAGGAACUACAUGGGCAGCUGGUAUGAGCGGAGCUACAGGCAGAGAGGGGCCAGCAGCAGCAGCCAGGAGGAGGAGAGCUAUGACUUCGAGGAUGAAGCCAUGCAGGGUGACGACCCCUCUGCCUUCGACAGCUGGGGCAGCAGCUACAGGGUGCACCGUGCUGGCCGCCGUGCCCUGGGGAACAGCCGAGAGAGCAUCCAGGGGGCUGGCUCCCACCACUGGGAGGAGGGUGAUAGUAGGUCCCCAGAGGUGGAGGAUGCUGACUCCGACGAAGACAGCCCAUCCGUGGAGGACAACAGUCAGUCAGAAGAGCCUGUUGACAGUGAAUCAGAGGAAAAAAGCCCCAGCCGCUCCAGAGAGGAUGGGGAUGAGGAGGACAGCCCCUCCAGGGAGGAUGAGGACAGCAGGUCCAGUGAGGGCACUGAUGACCAGUCAGAUGAAGAACUACAGGAGUUCCCAGAUGUAGUGAGCACAUUGAAUGAGCACAGCAACAGCCAGACUUGGGAAGGGCAGGAGGACUGGGAGUCUGCUGAGGACAGGAGUGUGCCAUCCAUGCCUGACAGCGAGUCUGAGGAAGAAGAGGGUGACCAGAGCAAGUCCAGGGAAGAUGAUGAGGACCAGAGCCAGUCCACAGAGGACACUGUGGAGGAGUCACAGGAGGACGAGAAUGACUCCGACUCUGUGCCAAGCACAUCAGGUGAGAGCCAGAGCGCAUCCCCAGAGGAUGACAGCAGCCCAGAGGACAACACAGGUGAGGACAGCAGGUCCCCAGAGAGCGACAACAGUGAGUCCCAGGAGGAGGAUGGCAAUGAGGAGAGCCACUCCCAGGAGGAUGCCACCCGCGAGUCCAGCAGCCAUGAGGAUGACAGCUCGCUGCAGAGCCUGGAGAGCGGGCUUCGCAAGCGGCGGCUGGGUGCUCUCCGCCACAAACCUGCUGCUGACUACGAUGACAAUGACUGCCAGGAUGGGUACUGAUAUGUGGCCCACAGCCUCAUCAGUGCGGAGGGUUUAGGGGGAGGAGGGGUUUAAUUUAUUUGCCAUAUAGCCUGGUUGACUUCUUCUCAAGAAGAUGCUGUGGUUAAAAUGGAGUCGGGUUUGCCAGGGCUAGACCCGGGCACACUGCACGGGGUGUGAAGAGGUAGGUGAUGCCAGACACAGGGAAAACGCCAAACCACAGCAAGAAAUGGCAUUUUCUGAACAGCUGUGAAUGCCAGCAGGGUGAUGCUGCCCACCUGUCCCAAGGGCACAGUGGUGGCUUGGCACUCCUGGGCAUACUGGGUAGAAAGGUCCCUGUGUUCACCCCUUAUAUUUACCUACCAUGGCCCUAAAAACCUCUGCCAAGACUCCAGCUGGAGCUUUCUGUUAGUUCCAUGUCCUGCACAUAAAAAGGAAAAGUUACAGCUGGUGGGCAUAUGUGGCUCAUGGGUGCAGCAGGGUGUGAAGUACCACUUCAGGAGGGGAUGUAUGUAAUAUUUUGUAAGAAAUGUACAGAAAACAUUAUAUUGUACCCUUUUUACACUUGUAUUUCAAAGCCGAAAUGUACCCUGUUGAUUUCUUUAAUUACCAUUAAAAC